CUGAGUCACAAGCAACAGCGGAGUUGCUUUGGAGGACAACUGCACACACCACAGCAGCGCAGCGGGUCGUGUGUGUGUGACUGCGUGUCAGCUCCACUCGCAGCGCGUCCACGUCCGUCCACAGACCAGCCAUCCAUCAAAGAAGUGUUAUAGAUCACCCUUCGACGCGCUACCUCGCUUCACCAUGUCCUCGUCAUCCUCUGAAGGCGAGGAAGAGGACUUUGGCCAGCAGGUGUCCCUCACAGGCCAGAUCAGGCAAAUCCUGUGCGACUAUCCUGAAGGCACCAGUGUCAUCAAAGAGCUCAUCCAAAACGCCGACGAUGCUGAAGCCACAUGCGUGCGGAUCGCGUUGGAUAAGAGGCAGUUUGGAACCGAGAAGCUGCGGUUCCCAGACACAGGCAAGUUCCAAGGGCCAGCCCUCCUCUGCUACAACGACUCGGUCUUCUCAGACGAAGAUUUCACAAGCAUCAAGAACAUCUGCCGCAGCAGCAAGCAGGCCGACACGACCAAAGUUGGCCGCUUUGGGCUCGGCUUCAACUCUGUGUAUCACAUCACAGACCUGCCGUCCUUCGUCAGCCGCAACUAUUACGUUGUCUUCGACCCCCACAAAUCCUCUCUCGGCACGGAGGGGCGCAGAGUGAAGUUCACGUCCAAGCAUGAGCGCGACGGCAAGUACGAGGACACAUGGGCGACAAUGCGCGCCUUUGGAUGCACCAUGACUGCGGACUUCAAAGGAACCCUGUUCCGCCUUCCCCUGCGCACAGCAGCGAGCGAGCUGUCGUCGUCCUGCCACACCAUCGACUCCAUGCUCUCGCUGCUCGACACCCUGGCCGCGGAGGCGCCGCACAUGCUACUGUUUCUCCGACACGUGCGAGAGCUGCACGUGUCCAUCAUCACAGAAGCUGGGGAUCAGGUGCCCCUGUACAACUGCAGCGUUGACGGGCGCCCGCUGCCCAUUCCACCGCACACCAAAGCUGCCAGGUCACUCGUCGACAGCCGGCGCCUCAUGUCCACCAUCCCGUCCCCGCUCCCCUCGGACGCAGCCGCUGCCGCCACCUUGAGGGCUGCCCUGCUGGCACACGUGCGGUUUGAGUGGACGGACGAGCGCUAUGACGACAAGGCAGGACGGGCCGUGACCACGUGCCAUCUGGUGGUGCAGGGUCUUGGUACUGGUGAGUCGCUCGACCUUGCAAAUUCACCAAACAACAGCGUCAACGCAUCGCUGGUGCCGUUUGCUGGCGUUGCUCUCCGCCUCACAAGCGGCCAUGGCGAUGAUGAUGAUGAUGAUGAUUGUGGGAAAGGUGGCGGUAAUGGUGGUCGCGGUGAUGCUAGUGAUGAUGAUGGCACGAAGAUGGCCGCAAUCACGAAGAAGAAGAAGCAGCAGCGGGGGUGGUUCCGGUCCAGCAGCACCAGCACAUCCAUGGAGGAAGUGAUACGGCUCCUCGCACAUCCAUGCGCGAGCAAUGGUCAUGCCUAUGUGUUUCUCCCUCUGCCCGUCGCCACCUCGCUUCCCAUCCACGUGAACGGCUUCUUCCAGAUUUCGUCCAACCGCCGUGAGAUCUUCUAUGGCGAGGGCCUCACAGGCGGCGCCCUCGACAAAGCAGAGUGGAACCGGGUGCUGCUUGAGGACGGCGUGUGCUCGCUGUUCCUGGACGCGCUGGCCAUCAUUGCCACUGCGCUGCCGCCGACCAGCACCACCUUCAGUCGCACUCGCUACUUCAGCGUCUGGCCCAACACGCACGCCCUCAAGCCGCCGUGGUCGCUGCUUGCACAGCGCGUGUACACGCAGGCUGCACAGCGCACACUCUUACCAACGGCCACCAAAUGGGCGCAGUUGCACAGGGACGAGGUUGUGCUGUUCACGCCGUCACCUACAUCGCCAGCAGACGCAAUGCUCACGUCGCUGCUGACUCGCGCGUUCCCAGACAACAUCUGCAUUGUUCCCGAACAUGUGCGUGACGGUCUCGUGCAUGCAAGCACGGCGAGUGGUGACGCCGACGCUGCCGCUGUUGUAUUGGAUCCGCGGCAUCUGCGCACGCUGCUGCAACAGCACGCCAUUCAACCGCCGCCUGCACCACAUGAAGCCCACGCCCUGCUCACGUUUCUGCUGCGCCAAGCCACGUGGGGCGUUCGCGACAUUGCCAAUCUGCCCAUCUUCCCGCUCACAACCGGCACCGUUGCCGCUGUGGACCCAGGACACAGGCAGCAAUGGUCAACGCACGAGCGCAUCAUCCUGCUGUCCCCACAACAGCACCACACUCUCUUGGGAACGCCGCUUAGCAACAGCACAAGCAGUGGCGAUGUACAUGAGCAUGUGCAUGAGCAUCAGCAUGAGCAGCAGCAGCCUCACCACCCGCAGUCUGUAGCUCAAGGGUCCGUUGCGAGUGGUGCCACGACUGCCACACUGCAGGCACCAGCGCAGUCGUCAUCCGCCGUGGCCAUUGUGCAUGCCAUUGUGAGCAGAGACAGUGAUCUGUUUGCUCGACUGAAGACAGACACCGCGGUUGCAUGUGGUGAAUGCCAGUUGUCGCUGUUGACGCUUGAAUCAGCAGCCGCCAUCAUCAGCGACGUGCUGCAUCAUCGCACGCCCAACUCUUCCCUGCCCGUUCUUCUGUCGAAUGACCGCCAUGAUCAUCACCGUGAGGAUGUUGAUAGCAAUGGCGAUGAUGAUGAUGAUGAUGAUGAUGACGAGGAUGACGAUACCAAUGUCGAGAAGAAUGACAGUCAGGACGGUGACAGCGAUGGCGAUGAGGACGAGGAUGACGACGCGGAAUCUGCUGCUUCCUGGUUGGCCAACGUGUGGCGUCUGUUGCUUGACCUCACCGACGCUGCCGAUCAGGAGACCAACGGCACAAACGCUAGGAGUCACGCACAUCACCACCACCGCCACCACCGCCAUCAUCAACAGCGUGGUCCAGAGGCAGCAGCGGCUGUCGUUCGCGUCGCAGGCCACCUCAGCCUCAUUUUGGACGACGAGGGGAAGGUGGUCACGCCAAACGACACAGCACCCCGUGUGUUCUCCACUUUCAACGGGCUGCACGAUGCGUUGGUGAAGGCACUGCGCGCUGCCGGAUGCAGCUGUCUGCACCCGCACCUUCAACCCCUCUUCCCGGCUGACGUUGCUGCCCGCGUCCCUUGCCUCGUCCCUCCCACCGCCAACGGCGUUGUUGCUGCGCUUGCAUCCACCAUCGCCGUGUCCCCCAAUCAACCGUCGUCACCACAACCGCCAAGGCUCACGCCGCACGAUCGCAGCGUGAUUGUGUCUUUCCUCGGAUCGGCAUCUGCACUGGAACCAGCCAGCCUUGCGAGUCUCAGGCGCUUGCCGCUGUUUCACUUUGUGGAGCAGAAAGCAGCAAUGCACCGUGCAGCCUGUGCUGGCGAUGGUAACGCAGGUGGAGACGAUGAUGCGGGUGAGGAUGUGGAUGACAGUGAUGCAACCGACGAUGACAGUGGCGGUGAUGGUGAGUGUGAUGGCGACGACAACAGCAAGCCGGUGGCUCUGUGUGAGCUCCCAUCGUCAUCAUCAUCAUCAUCAACAGCAGCAACAGCAUCAUCAUCAUCAUCAGCAGCAGCAGCAGCACGUGGUAACAGCGCAGGAGCGGCGAGCACCGCCGUCGAUGAUGCUGGCGGCGUUAGCAUCUUACCAGAGAGUGUGAUGGACGACCGCGGUGUGCUGGAGACCGUUCUUCCUGUGCUAAAGCGGCGCCGUUACUUGCACGCACAGCGACGGGAGACACGAUGCCUGCUUCACCGCAUGCUACAGGUGCCUGAAACGCCCAUCCAUGCCUUGCUGCUGCAUGACACACUGGACUUUCUCUCCAGCGAGCAGCAGCCAUCUAGUGGCAAGGCUUCGGCCAGCAGCAGCCUGCAACAGCAGCUGCUUGACACGGCUGCGCGCGCCUGUGCGACGCUGCUCGGUCUCGUCGAGCCCAAACUGUCUGCCAACGCCAACGCCAGCAUCGGCAGCAGGCUGAUGGUGUCUGCAUUCGUGCCGACAAACAGCGGCCGGUUGCAGACGCCGCGUGAUUUGUAUGAUCCCGAGGUCGACGCGUUGCCAGACCUGAUUGACACCGCCCAAUUCAUGCCGCACGCCAUUGUGGCAGCGAACCCGCACGCCAUGCGCGUGCUGCGGCGAUACCUUGGCCUCCAGAAGCAGUUCACCCCAGCUGGCAUCAUCAAGAUUGUGCACUCGCUUGCCCACCCGAGCACAGACGACCCUGCUUCUAGCACCGCGUCAUCAUCCCCUGAACAGCAGCAGCGGUGGGAGCUGUCCAUCAAGCUGGCAAGAUACAUUGAUCAGCAGUGGGCAACCCUGUUUCCGAAGAAAGAUACGUUUGUGUGCAAGUUUAAGCGGUUCGUGAGUGGUGGGCUGCCGUCAGCAACGACGUCGUCAUCAUCGACCGCAGGACAGCGCGCAGUGACCAAGGACGAGUUCUGCAGCAUCCUACGCAACGAGCCUUGGAUGGCGGCUGUUGUUCCCUGGCAUGCGCAUGAGGACAGCCAUGGUGGUGGCGACGUGCACAACCGCGACGACGACGACGACGACGACGACGACGACGACGACGACGACGAGAGUUCUGGCGCAGGAAUGGCAGAUGCGUCUGCACUCGACAGUACAGAGGCCAGUGCAAACCCAUACACGCGUCUGGGUGUUCCUAUGCCCGCCGUGUUCAGAGCAACUGCGGGUGGCGCCAAGGAAGGGUGCAACGACCAAUCCAGCGGUGAUGAUGAAGACCAAGAGAACAGUGGCGCGAGCGCCACCACCAUCACCACCACCACCACCACCACCACCACCACCACUACCACGCCUCAACAGCUGUUUCGGCCAGUUGAUCUCUGUGAUGAAUCCGUGCUGCCGCUUGUGUCGCACCGCCGACCCUGUGCCGCCGUGCAGCUGUCAAACCCAACGGUGCUGGACACGCUUGGCCUGCAAACAGUCACUCCCGACGACGUGGCGGAGCAGUUGCUUGCAUACAGCACUGUGCUUGGUGAACACCGCCGACAACUUGCACAGCAACCACAGCAACAUCAGCAGCCAGAGAAAGGCCAACAAGAGCGGGAGCAAGAACAAGAACAGCAAAAUCAGCAGCAAGAGCCCCAGCGAGAGCAGGAGCAACACGCUGAUGGCACCGAUGUGCGCGACGGAUCAACAGCUGCGGCUGAAGUUCAGUGGAGUGUGCAAGCAAUGACGACUUGCAUCAACAAUCACUGUGGUCACAUGUAUGAGGUGCUGAACAAUGACAUUGCCGCCAAGGCACCAACGACGCAUUCGCCGCCGUGGUUGACAAAGCUGCUGGGGCGACGCGUCGUGUGGUGCGGAACUCGCUUCAUGCCACCAACCAAGGUGGCCAUGGCGUGUUCGUACGACUUGGCGCCUUACCUCGCUGUCGUGCCCUUUCAAUUGUGCCGCUAUCAGCGUCUCCUGGAUUCGUUGGGCGUCAAAGCGGAGUUUGAUACAGCCACGUUUGUGGAGUACCUUCAGGAUGUCUGGCGCCGGCAGCACAACAGGCCAGACAACGCACACCUUGCAGAUGAAGUGAAGCAACUUGCACGUGACGGAGAUGACCAGCACGAUGGCGAUGAUGACAGUGAUGACAGUGCCAGCGAAGAGGACGAUGAAGACGAUGCCGGAGGCAUUGCGCGUGAUCGUGGCGUGCAGCGCGCUGGUGCCGGCGCUUUGGUGUCACACAGCGUGCAGCCGUUGUCCCCGCAAACGUUGGAGGCGGUGUGCUACGUGCUCCUUCACAUUUCCAAAGUGCGUGACGUGGGCAGCGACUUUUGCGUCGCGGUGCCAGACGACCGUGCUGUGAUGACAGCAGCCAGCCAGCUCGUCUACAACGACAGCGUCUACAGCCACAACCCAUCCGCCUCGUCUCGAGUCGCAGCACUCGCGACGCCAACAACACCAGCAACAACCCCACCCACCGCUUCAGGAUUUGACGUGCAAGAGGUUCAUCCCAACAUCUCCAACACAGUGGCGGCGGUCGUGGGCGUUCGAUCCCUCAUGUCCUCCGUGCUGGGGAACGACACCUUCACGCCGUACGGGCAGGUGGAGAAGCUGACGGCCCGCCUGCGCAACCUGGUGACCAACUACCCGGACGGCCCCGCCAUCUUCAAGGAGCUGCUGCAGAACGCCGACGAUGCAGGCGCCACCACCAUGACCAUCGUCUAUUCGCGGCGGCAAUACGGCAGCCAGUCGCUCUUCAGCACGGAGAUGGGCAGGUGGCAAGGCCCUGCGCUGUACGUGUACAACGAUGCGCUGUUUCGGGACCGCGACUUUGAAAACCUGGCCAAUCUGGCGCAGAGCAAGAAGAAGGACGACCCGGCCACCACGGGGCGCUUCGGCGUCGGCUUCAACUCCAUCUACCACUUCACAGACGUGCCCUUCAUCCUCAGCGGCGACGACUUUGUCAUUCUUGACCCGCACAAGCGCUACCUCCCACCAGCCAUCACCGUGCUUGGGCCGGGCACAAAGAUGCGGCUCAAGGGCCGCCCCCUUGUGCAGCGCAACUUUGCCGACCAGUUUGCGCCGUUUGCUGGGCGCCACGAUGCUGGUGCGGAUCUGUCCAGACAGCGGUUCAGGGGGACCCUGUUCCGGUUUCCGCUGCGCACAGCUGAAGCAGCAGCCGCGAGCGACAUCAAGAAGACGCCGUACACACACGAAGAUGUGAUGAAGCUUCUUGGCGCGUUCCAAGAGCACGUGCGCGACAUGCUGCUGUUCAUGAACGGGCUGAAGGAGGUGACCGUGUUGCUUGAAGACGCUAGCGGCAACCAGACGCAGCUCUACAGCGCUGCCGUCACGGCCGAGACCAUUGUGCGCGGCCCAGCUGAUCUGGUUCAGCCAACGUUGUCCACAGCAACGCACCAAGAUGCAGGCAGCGUGGAAGACGGGCACGGCGCAGGCGUUGUGCCGGCAACCACCUGUGCUGCGCUCUCUGGCGAGCGCUUGAUGGAGAUGACAUGGGCCCAGAUGAAGGCGAGUGCGCGCGCAGACAACAUUGCUUUGCCGGAGUUUCUCACCCGCCUUGAAUCCUGCACCGACCGCUGCUGCGUGCUGACGCGGCGCAUCCAGCUGCGGGUUGGCGAUGGCGACCAAGACAAUGGCGCUGCUCGAGGGCAAGCUGGUGCCCGUGCUGGUGGUGGUGCCGACGACGAAAGUGAAGCCGCAUCCGACUUGCAACACCUGCGUGACAUCACGUGGUUGGUGGUUGGCACGGUGGGUGAUGGCCGCGCUUUGCAGCGUGCGCGCGAGAGUGACCUCAAGCUCAUACCCUGGGCGAGUGUGGCCACACCACUCUCUGUGCUGUUGCAGGCUGCUCAAGUGCCAGAGCAUCACACCCAAGGUGGAGGUGGUGGUGGUGGCGGUGCCGACGACGGCGACGAUGGCACAGGCAGCAGUCAUGAUGCUUCCGCUGCCGCAAUGUUGUGGUUGGCGCCUGGCUAUGGGCAGGAGCAUGCGGUGGUGGGGAAGCUGUUUGUGACGCUGCCGCUUCCGGUGUACACACCGCUACCCGUGAACAUCAACGGGAUGUUUGAAAUUUCGGACAACCGCCGCGACCUUUGGUCUGGACGCGACGUCACUGGCGACGGGCGCCAGCGAGUGGAGUGGAAUGAGGAGCUGCUGCGGGACACGUGUGCAUCUGCGUACGUCCGGCUGAUGCAAGUGGCGUUUGCGGCGCUCCAGUGCAAUCUCCACUUGACCAUCUCCAGUGGUGGUGCGGCUCAGCAGGCACUGCAGGACCGAAACACAGCCCUGACGCGCGUGUACUUCACCCUGUUCCCUCCGCACAAGCCAGAGCCCAUGUGGGCCAAGCUCACCGCGUGCGUGCACGAAGCAAUGGCCACCAAUGCGCUCCUUCCCGUGCUGGAUCACCGCGGUGCUGAAGGCAACAACACCGUGAAGGCCUCAGCAGCGACAGCAGCCGACUUGGUUUUGCGCGUGCUCAGCGCCGUGUAUUUGCUGCCGGCUGACUGCCCAGUGGAGGUGGUGGCGUGCUUCGACGCUCUUGAGGUCCCAGUUGUGCAUGCGCCCGAGGAACUCAUUGCCGCGGCUGUCGAUGUGCACGGGGAGGACGUGGCGCGGGUGAUGACACCUGCACAAACACGGGCGCUUCUGCGUGAUGUGGAGCCGCCUGCCAUCCAGUCAAAACUCUCAUCACAGCAACAGCGGCAUCUGCUGGCGUAUGUGCUGUCGGAUUGGGACUGCGACACCCCACCGGCGCGAUUGCGGGCGAUGCAGGGCGUGCCGCUGCUGGUGGACGAGGCAGGAGGCGUCAAGCGGUUUGAGGAUCCCGAAGACGCACGUGACGGCGAUGAUGACGCGAGCACGGCCCCGGACGGUGCGGAUAUGGGACACGACACAGCGGCACAGUUUCUGGUCCUCCUCAACGGGGAUUCACGCAUGCGUGGGCUGUUUCGUGCGGUGCCCCACCGUGUCGUCGCGAGCUGGUGUAACGAUGUAGGCAUUGCCUGGUUCUUCGAGCGCAUUUCGGAGCUGGAGCUGUUUGACGCGCGCGUGCUGUCGCUGCACACGGCAGCCUGUCUUGCCUCCACGGUGAUGGCGGAAGCGCUGCGGCGUACCCCAAAUCCCGCCAGCGAUGCCACGAGACGCAAUGCGGGAACAACGGCUCACGGCCGUGACCCACACCAACGCCCUUUGUCGUGUGGAGGUGUGCCGAUGAAGGACUGGGUGAUUGUUUCUCCUGUGCCAGGCCGUGCAGUCGCACAAGGUAAUGCACACGGCAGUGUCAGCGGCACACGCUCAGCGCCCGUCCCCGUUGCCACGUGGCUUGAUCAGUUUUGGAACGUCAUGUCGACAAUUGCCCAAAGGGAGCGCGGAACACAGCGGCAGCAGCAGCCGGAGCGUGUGCUGCCACGCUUGGUUCGGGAGCUGGCUGGCUGCACGAUUGUGCCCUGCAGCGAUGGAUGCAUGCGUGCCCUUGACGCGCGAGAAUCACCAGUGGUGCUAUCCAUGCCAUACCUCUUGGACAGGGCCGCAGUGCGCGUCCUCACAGACACACUGGGCUGCACGACGCCGCACACGGCUGCUGCGAGCACCAUUCGCUCCUUGACGGCAACAUAUGACCACCGACUUCCACGUCAGCAGCACCGGCAUUCACAGCAGCCAGAACCGCAGUGGCCGCUUUCUGGGAUUCACCCGGGGACCGUCAGCGGGGUCGCCGUUGCCCUGCUGCACGCCACGAGGCAGCGAGCAGCCAGACACGAGGGUGAUGAGAGCACAACGGCUCCGUUGGCGCCUGUGUUUGCCCGCGCCAAUGUGUCCGAUGCGGACCGCACGUGCGUGAUGCAGGCGUUUGCCCGUCACACGCAGGCCCUGAGCGAUGACGCUUGCACAGCUCUCAAGCAGCUGCCCCUGUUCAUGCUCGCAAACCGAGCGCACACUUGCAGUGGUGUACACACUCCCAGCAGCACCGCACCAACCGCACCAGUAACCGGCACAGCAGAGCCUCAGGUUGCUGCCCCUGCAGUGGCCCCAUCUGCAGCAGCGACAAGGUCACAGCCGCCGGUAACAUCCGGGGCGCGCACAACAGCAGUGGGCCGGACUGGAUCAGCGCCGUUAUCGGCACGGUCCCGCGUUGGACCUGACGGUGGUGGUGGUGUUGAACGUGAACUCGUGUCCACGUCGGCCUCGCAUGCACGUGCCGACAGCACACUGCGCCCCUCGUAUGCGUCCGCUGCAGCGAAAACCCAGGAGCAAACACAAUGCCACCCACGUGCGUUCUGUACAUUGCAGGAUAAGACGGCGCGUGUUGCCCCAAGUGGCACCGCGGACGUACAGGACCUGUGUGACGACUCGCUCAUUGCGUGCCAUGAUGAGAGCACACGGUCGUUGCUGCAAAAACUGGGCUGCACCAUGCUUGACCACGAGUCGUUUGUCGAGCACAUGUUCGGCACCACGUACGGCGCGCUGCCAACCAGCGACCGCUUGCGUGUUCUCAGCUUUGCCAUCACCCGUACCACGAGUGCCGCUGCCUCGAAGAACUGGCUGGCACGAGUCCUGAACGAAUGCCCAAGUGCCGACGAAGAAGGUGGCGCUGCGGGCGAGGGUGGUGUCAUGGCGGGGCGCGUGCCCAAUGGGGCCGGCGUUUUGUUUCGGUUGAACGAGCUGCACGACCCGCGGUGCACAGCGGAGGUGCGGACGCUGCUGGGAGGCGAUCAUCUCUUCCCACAUCCCUCGUUGCGUGCGUCGGACGAGGUGCUGGACGCGCUUUACGAUGCUGGUCUGAAGAAGAAGCCAGACUGUGCGACCAUCAUGUUUGCGUGUGCAGAGCUGAGGCAACAGCGCGCUCGCAAUGACAGCGCCGCAGACGCCGAGAGUGACCACGCAGGCGCAGCUGACGCUGGACGCGCUGGCAGUGGCCCUGGCGCUGAGGCCUCCAAUGAUGAGGGUGGGCAGGAUGGUGUACAGAGCACGAGCGCCACCCGCCCAGCUAACCUGCGCGACUUGUGGCCCCGAGAGACGAUGCUGCUGCGCCUGUUGAACGAGCGCAUGAGCGAGUACAUGGCACAGGCAAAGAGCAACAAGUGCGAGCGAGAGUUUAAGUCUGAGCUGCUCACGACGCCGUGCAUUCCCGUGCUGAGCAUGCCACCGCUCCCACACCUUCCGUGGAAAUCUGACAGCGACGACAGCCAUGCAGCCGAUACCACCAUUGGUGUGGUGAGUGCCACUGGUGAUAGGAAUCCUCUCAAUGAUGCUGCUGAUGACGACGAUGGUGAUGACGACGAUGAUGGUGGUGAUGAACACGGGACACAGGGCAGUGAGGGAUCGCAUCCGUACAUGUCAUCGUGUGCGACACCCGAGCAGUGUCGGAACCGAGAUGCAGCGUGGGUGCUGGGCGGUUCGUUUCUCAUCUCCGCCAUUCAGCUGAAGCCCGAUGUGGCCCGCACGUUUGGCUGGGAGAAUGAACAGCUUCCCUUUGACAUCAUCUGUCGCCAGCUGUGUGGGCUCAGGGCAUUUGUGCACGCGCACACGUGGCAACGCCUGCAGCCGCAAGGUGAGCGGCGAGAAGAUGAUACUCGCAUCUCUGACAACCGCGGUGACACGGCUAACACCAGCAUCGAACGACGCCAACACGCCACCGGUCCGACCACGGCCAGCAUGCUCCCGCCAUACCUUGCCGUUGAGCGUGAUCCCGAUGACGCGGUGCUGGGGUGUGUUGGCGCCGCGUGUGUGCAGCUUUACGCAGCCCUGCUCUCGCAUCCGCUCGACCGCUACAAGGCCGAUCUCUGGGAGGAGCUUGUGUGGACUGGGUUUGGGUUUGUUCCACACACGCGUGUGUACCAGGGAGACGCGCCCUUUCCUGUUGAGCCGUAUGCAUUCACUGCUGCUGCUGUUAGCAAGGCAUUGCAGGAUUCUGUCCCUGCUGUGGAGCAGUUGGUGACACGGGCGCACGACGACGGGCUUGGGAUGUGUGCACCUGAUGCCACAACAACGGUGGCGGCGCUGCGUCGUUCACAGGUGACGGAGCACCUGCCGCGCAUGUUCCACUUUGCGCGCGAGUUCAAUGUCAGCACCUGUACGGCUGCAUUGGAGGCCAUGCGGGGUGAGCUUGCAGCCGAGUCCGCACAGCAGGCGGGCACCAGCACAUGCACGCGCCUGGCGGCCGCUUAUGGGCGCGACUUUCGUCACUCGCGUGAUGUUGUGCGGCAGGUCGAUGACACGGUGCCGGGCACCUGUCUCAGUGGUGCACGACGGGCUUUGGCCAUUAGGCUUGUGCGUCACGCGGUUUCGCUGUGUGACGGCGUAGCGCAGUCUGUGCCCACAACGCUGCUGGCUGUGACCAUGCGUGGAUCCCUGGUGCCGGCCAACGAGCUUGUUUAUGACCAUCACCUUCUCCAGUCAAGGCAUAGCGAUGGUGACAGCGACGACACCGAUGAUGCCGAUGACGGUGCCGAUGACGGUGCCGAUGACGACACUGGCGGUGUAACCAGUGCCAUCGGCGAGCAACAAACAGCGCCGUCAACAGUGGCAGCUGCUGGCUCACGGCAUGUUGGCGGUGGUGCGACGUCCUCGAUGGCGUUUUUGUGCGAGGAGCUGCUGGAUGUUGCCACCGAGCUGGGUGUGCCAUCGCUGCAGGAGUUCAUCAACGCCACGUCUGCCGUGAUGACGCUGCAUCACUUGAGCAGUCUGCCGCAUGUGCUGGCGUCCGAUGAUGCCAGCGGUGUGGACGUGGCUGUGCCGCCGGCACUUGCAGGGCUCCUUGACAUAGCCGAUGCCAUUGGGGAGCAAAACAUCAAGCUGUUCUUUGACACGACACAUUAUCCCGCGCAACACAUGCUGCAGCCAAGCUUUUCGCAGGGCCAGGGCCCAUCGCUGGUGGUGGUGUUGCCGCGCCCGUUAAGCCGCCGCGAUGUGGAGAACAUCAUCAAUCCACGCGUGGCGCACAGCGUGAGUGGCAUCUUCAAGCACCCACCAGAGUGUGGCGGUCUGUGGAGCUCAAUGGCGGUGGCGCAGAUGGUGGCCGUCCUCUCGGGCAACUCGCUGCACGUCGUGGGGCCCUUGGCUGACGACGAGCGCGCACGCUUCUCGUCAUCAGAUGCCGCAGCCAUGCCACCGUUCCAUCGGGAGCCAGUCGAGGGGCGUGUGUACGACUUUGUAACCAGUCCGCUUCUUGUGUCGCGCUUCAGAGAUCAGUUUACACCAUUUGCGCCCUUUGGAUUCGACCCCAACGGCGGUGAUGGUGCUGGUGGAGAUGCCAGUGCAGAUGACUCGAACAGAAACCCCAGCAACAAUGGUGGUGCGCAUGGGCUUGCCCCCUUUGAUGGCACCAUCAUUCGGCUGCCGUUGUUGGAGGAGUACCGGGAGUGUGCAGAGGGGUGGAUGAGUCAACUCCGUGAUGUGGCAAGCUGUCUCAUGUGCAGGUUCAUGCACCUGCGCCAGCUGACGUGCUGCCGUCACUUGGGCGGUUCCCAGGAGCAGUUGUUGUUCAGUGCCUCUGCAAUGACGCUUGCCGAAGGCAGCACGAGCAAUCCACGCGCGAAGCUGCUGCAGGACAGCCGGGCACAGCUUGGCCAGCGGACGAGCGGUGUCACGGGGCUCUUCACCCGCGCCGUCAACCUCCAGCAGCGCUACAAGGUUAUCGUGAACGUGAUUGUGCGGCAGCCGCAGCCAACAAGCAGCGAGCUUGCCCAUGCCCCAAGUGGACAACAUCAGGUGCACGCCGCCCACGCUGUGUCGCAGCAGGCCCAGUCGCAAGAUGUGCUUGUGGAGCAGCAGGGGCUGGCGCAGCCCGGCGCGGAACAGGCUUCGCCGCCUCGACGACGACGGGCCGCUUCGGCAAGUCGCCAUUUGACGGUGCGACACAGCUGGGAGGUGUUGGAUACGGUUGCACUCGGCGACUGCAAGAGCGAGGGCUUGAUGACCUACAUGCAGCAAACGGGGGCGCUUCCUCGCGCUGCUGUUGCGCUGCUCACCCACGCCACCGUCGACAACGGUGGCCGUGGUGGCAACAAACGGCCUGCCGUUGGCAGCGAGCGCAUGUGUACGAUUGGUGGCGAACGGGGCCUGCUGCUGUCGCGUCGGCUGGAUGCAGUGACGCUGCCAGUGCCGGCGCUGCUAUCUGGUGCCUUUACUGCGGUGACGCUGAGCGACUUCGUGCACGUGCAAACUCAACAGCAGUCGGGUACACUGACGGUUGGUCAGGCAACGGAGCAGUUCAACGCAGUUCUGCUGGACGUCGCCUUCCGGCAGUACAGAGCAUUGCUGGUGGAGCUGGCGCAACAUCGCCAGUUUGAACAGAACCCAUCGGCGUACUAUGAGCUGUGGCCGCUGCUGGCGCCAGCACCAGAGCCACAGGAGCAACAGCAGCACCAGCAAGCGCAGCACGAACACGAGCAGGAGACGCGGCCGGUGCGUGUUGUGUGCCGUGUGGUGGAGCAGCACAUCAACGGGAUGCUGACUGAGCUGGUGAAGUGCGAUGUGUUCUUCACGCCAGCAGGCAAGCGCGGCAAGAUCCACGAGGGGCUCAUCUUGUCCCGGGCCCCUGGGCGCCAGCUUGGUGCCUACAUUGACAAACACUUUCCCAACACACUGCAGUUGCCGCGAACCCUGGCGCAGCAGCUCAAGUCCAUUGCAGCAGCAGCAAGGACCUCCAGCCGAUUUAGCUUUUCUGCGCUGCUGUCGUCUCGAGAUCGCAUGCACGAGCUGAACGGUCGGCAGUUGAGCGACCAUCUUCGGAAGCGGAACAAAUCGCCGACACAGAUGGAGCCGGACGCAGGCAACCGCGUGCUCUUGCUGGCACAGAUGCUCCGGUUCAUUGCGCAAGACGAGCAGUCACAGCAGGGCCCUGCCGCGCUGAUGGCAAAAGGCCUGAAGCUUCUGGUGCUGGGAGGACGGCGCAGUGGUUUGAAGUUUGGUCGGCGCCCAGCUUUGCAUCUCAAGCACAUCAUCCAAGGGGCUGUGGCUGCUGCGUUUGGGUUUCCGAUGAACUGGCUCCAUGAAACUUUUUCCCAAGAGCUGGGGCAAGCAGUGACUUCAUUCCCAGCGGGAUAUGAUGUACAUGAAACGCUGACACCAGCGCUGUUGGCUGUGCUGCUGCGCCAACAAAUGCCAAUGUGGCUGUGGCGCGGAACCGAGGCUGACGUGGACACCCUGGACCGCGAGGAGCAAGAAACAGUGCAGCGCAUCCUCCCCGGCCUCAAGCUGCUGGUGCAUCACAUCAACGGAUGCACGGUCACGUACGUCAACCGUCAACGCGCGGCUCAAUCGCGAACGGAAGUGGAACAGGACACGCUUGUGGAAGAAUGGGUACAUCCCCUCAACGACUUUGUCAUCCUUCCGACACAAGACAACGUGGUGUUGCCGCUGAGCGCACGCAGCACGGUGCUUGAACACGCUUCAACCAUGCCCAGUGAGCUUGUUGCUGCGCUCAACAUUGUGUGUGGAGUGCACGUGUUGGGCGAUGACGUCUUUGUGGAUGAUGCCGGUGACCAGCGUGCCCCAUCCAUGCUGUUCGGAAGACCCGCCCCCGCACAAACAACGGAGCACGAGACAGCGGCCUGGGCGGAGUAUGUUGUGGAUCGGCUCGCCGCCUGCCACGCGUUGCAGCAGCUCUCGCGUGACCGAUGCGAGCAACACUCGGCCGAGUGCGACGUGCUGUACCAGCACUUGUGCCGCGUUGCGCAUUCACUACAGAACACGAGCGCCAGCCUGGACGGGCUGAAGCAGCUGCACAUCUUCAAGAGCUGUGCCGACACGUUGCUGAGUGCUGCCGAGGCUGCCGGUGUCGCGAGUGCAGAGACGCGCGCGGCACAGCUCGCCGACGAUGCCGGAGUCCUGGUGGCCCAUGAUGCUCGGGCUCAGCAGCUGUAUGACCUGCUCGACAUGGAGAUGCAAUCGCUGCCCAGUCUGUUGGAGUAUCGCAUUGCGCCGCAGUUUGAGGCGCUGGGCCACGACGAACAGCACACCAUCAUGGACCAGGCCCUGGGCGAGUGGGACGCCUGCCGAGCGAACGCGUCAACGUUUGUUGAGCGAUUGCAGUCUGCGCCCUGCUUUAAGACGGCGCAGGGCGAUUACCGCCGGGCGAAUGAGCUCAUGCACCCCGAUUCACCAAGCGACAAGGUGCAGCUUGCGUGUCGGUUGGCACCGGCUGGCACCAUGUGUGCUGACACGUACCCGCUCCAGCGCUGGCAGCCGCUGCUGCAGACAGCAGGCGCGCUCAUUGACGACGGCCCACAGACCAAUAUGCAUCUGUGCAUCAUUGUCCACGACUGGUGGAACAGGUUUGGGGUUCAAGGCACUGACGCUCCUGAGGAGGGAGACGAAGGCGAGGAGAACGAUGAAGCGGUGGGCAGUGGCGACGUGCCUGACCGAGACGUCUGCAUCCAACUCAUGAAUCUGAAGGGCCGCCUGACGGGCUGCGCUGUAAAGUCCCAAUUGGCCUCUCGUUCCCUCGCGCAGCGCACACAGAUUGCGUCCCCCUUGUUAUCAGCGUGGGCGGCUACGGCUCGUGAUUUGACGCGUGCAGCCUGGUCUGAACUGAGGACGCGCCGCUUUGUGUUUGCGACCGAUUCACAAGGAACAGCAACCAUCUGCAACUAUCGGGACUGCUGCUUGAAGAGCGAUGAGAGGCUUGCUGGACUCGUGGUGCCUGUGCUGGAGGAGGACCACACGCCACCGCAGACAGUUCGCCAGCUGCUGGGCAUCAAGUCGCCGCCGCCGCCAGAGACGAUUGUUCAACAGCUCGCUCGCCUGCCCAUGAGCCAUCUGCCAUGGCGGGACCAAAAGGACGUGGUGGUUGCCUGCCUGGAGCACUUCCAAGCCAUGAUGGAUUCGAACGAUGGGCACCUGUCGCGCGACAUCGUCUCGCAGCUGAAGCGCCUCCCACUUCUCCCGUGCAACAGCCAGCUUGUGCCCGCCCAGCGUGCCUACUGGCAAUGCGAGCGCAAGCUGGCGCCGUUUGUGCAUGAGGUUCCGCGCGAGUACAGCAGAUUCAAGACACUGCUGACGGCCAUUGGCGUGGAAGACCGCGUGACGGUACAAGGGCUGGCCAGCGCGGUGGAGGCGAUUGCGGCUUCGAGCCGCGGGCGCGUGUUGACGCCAAACCAGCUCGUGGGCGUGGUGACUGUGGUGCAGCACAUGGUGGCGCUGUCUGCAGCAGAAACCCGCGACCUCCCCAACCUGCGCUUGCCGAGCGCGUCGUCGGUCCUGGUGCCCAUCAACCAGCUCGUCUUUGCAGACAAUCCGCACCUGCUCACGCGCGUGGACCUGUCCAAGGCAAGGCUCGUGGCCACGUCGCAUGUGGUGCCGGAAAUCCUGUGCCGCCCGCUUGACAUUCCGUUCCUCAGCGACAUUUGCCACACCAAAGUGCGCGCGCGCCCCAGCAGUUGCGAUGAUGGUGACAGCGGAGGCGGCAGGGUGCAGCGUUUCCGCAUCACGGAGGACCACGCACGUGUCAUUGAGACGCUGGUGUACCGCCACCACGGCGACGUUGUGCCUGGGCAGUCGUUGCGUGUUCUCGCCAUGCUCUCCAGCCUUACGGUCCAGGAGACAGACCACAUCGAAUUCAAAUGUGAGGUGCGACUGCCAUCGUCAUCGCACCCUGUGGAUGUGCGCAGAGGUGGACACGAACUGCCAUACUUUCUUGAUCAGGCAACAAAGACCAUCUGGGUCACAGCCAGCGCAUGUGCCAUUGCUGACCCCUACGAGCUCGCUGCCAGAUGCCUUGCUGAGUCGUUGACACCAGGAAGUGGCCUUGCUAUCGGUCCGUUGCUGCGGGCAACUACGCCUGAGCAGUGCACCGAAAUCGCCCAUCACCUCGGCAUGAUCCCAUCGCAGGACGGCUCGCAUUUCGGACGCGCCGUGCCGGGCCACCGUUUGUUGGAUAUCGACGCUGCGCAGCUCAAAUCGAGCGAUGAACACGAUUUCUACUUUGGCGAGAUGAUUGCUGUUCGAAAGGACGAGCACUUUGUGUACGCUCGGGUCACACGUGCCCCAAUUCCCGCGCGUGAACUGGAGAGCGGCGAUGCCGUACAGGCGGUGCCCGCGCUCACCGUGGACAUUGGCGGGCAGCUGCAGCGCAUGCUGCCCACGGAGGUCCAGGUGUUCUCGACCAAGUUUGGCGAGGAUGGAGUGAGCGCGCCUGACACAGGAGCCGGCCACGAUGUGGGGAACACGCCAGCGGCCUCCAUCACGAGCGGUGCACGUGGCAAUCAAGACACGUCGGAGUUUGUGUUGCUGGUGAAGGAUCUGAUGCGACAACGGAACGUGCGGGCCACCGAACAGGAGUUUGACCUGUUCAAUCAAGCCAUCAACGUGGAGGACGAGAACGAGAAGCUGCGUCGGCGGGUUGCUGAGCUGGAGACGCAGCAGGAACAGCUCCAGUUACAGCAACGACAUGGCACAACCACCUGCCCCGUCUGCCUUGAAGGCCCAGGGGAUGGCGCGACAUUGGACCACGCGCUCGUGCCUUGUGGCCACUUGUACUGUGCAGAAUGUGCCGAGCACUUUCGGGCGGGCCGGCCCUGUGCCGUUUGCCGCAACUACAGCACAACUGUGCUGAAGCUCUUCCUGUAG
This is a messenger RNA of Salpingoeca rosetta, 18034 nucleotides long. RefSeq lists its product as uncharacterized. The coding region runs from base 185 to 18034 and encodes 5949 amino acids. The record is from RefSeq and is a predicted model, not a curated record. Lineage: Eukaryota; Choanoflagellata; Craspedida; Salpingoecidae. The transcript has 17 exons. Gene Ontology annotation, molecular function: Hsp70 protein binding.